Molecule: messenger RNA, 1697 nt
Organism: Volvox carteri f. nagariensis
Lineage: Eukaryota; Viridiplantae; Chlorophyta; Chlorophyceae; Chlamydomonadales; Volvocaceae
Gene: fnr
Product: ferredoxin-NADP+ reductase
Exons: 9
Coding region: 34-1074 (346 amino acids)
Molecular function (GO): oxidoreductase activity
Source: RefSeq, a predicted model, not a curated record
CUUGCGGCACAUCGCACAGCCUAAUCGAGAAACAUGCAGACCAUGCGUGCUCCCGCUGCCCAGGGCGCUGCCACCCGCGUGGCCAGCCGCCGCGUGUUCCGCCCGGUGGCGUCCACCAAGGUCUCGACGGCCGUGACCACCGAUGUGUCCAAGCGGACUGUGCCCACCGCUCUGGAGGAGGGCGAGAUGCCACUGAACACUUACUCGAACAAGGCUCCCUUCAAGGCCAAGAUUCGCUCUGUUGAGACCAUCACCGGUCCUAAGGCCACUGGUGAGACCUGCCACAUCAUCAUCGAGACCGAGGGCAAGAUCCCGUUCUGGGAGGGUCAGUCCUACGGUGUGAUCCCGCCGGGCACCAAGAUUAACAGCAAGGGUAAGGAGGUGCCGCACGGCACCCGUCUGUACUCCAUUGCCUCGUCCCGCUACGGUGACGACUUCGACGGCAAGACUGCCUCGCUGUGCGUCCGCCGUGCCGUGUACGUGGACCCGGAGACCGGCAAGGAGGACCCUGCCAAGAAGGGUAUCUGCUCCAACUACCUGUGCGAUGCUACCCCCGGCACUGAGAUCGUCAUGACCGGCCCGACCGGCAAGGUGCUGCUUCUGCCGGCUGACGCCAACGCCCCGCUCAUCUGCGUGGCCACUGGCACUGGCAUUGCUCCCUUCCGCUCCUUCUGGCGCCGUUGCUUCAUGGAGAACGUGCCGAGCUACAAGUUCACCGGCCUGUUCUGGCUGUUCAUGGGUGUGGCCAACUCGGACGCCAAGCUCUACGACGAGGAGCUGCAGGCUCUGGCCAAGGCCUACCCCAGCCAGUUCCGCCUGGACUAUGCUCUGUCGCGUGAGCAGAAGAACCGCAAGGGCGGCAAGAUGUACAUUCAGGACAAGGUGGAGGAGUACUCUGACGAGAUCUUCGACCUGCUGGACAACGGCGCUCACAUGUACUUCUGCGGCCUGAAGGGCAUGAUGCCUGGCAUUCAGGAGAUGCUUGAGCGCGUGGCCAAGUCCAAGGGCCUGAACUACGAGGAGUGGGUUGAGGGCCUCAAGCACCGCAACCAGUGGCACGUCGAGGUCUACUAAGCGGCUUCCUCCUCGGGGCUGCAAUGGGUGCUGUGAUGUGGAUCUGGGGCUCGUCUGGCUCUUGCGCCAUCUUGCAGCUUUCCGCGUGUGUCGUUCGGACCGGACGACGAGGGUGGCGACUUUCAGCUGGUUUGCUACAUGCGCCUAACUUGCUGCAAGUGGAGCCGUGAUGGGUGGAUUCCAUGUACGCUAGUAGGACCGGACCGGGCUCGUACCCGAAGCGUUGGCUGCCCCUGCCGCCAUGGACGGCUGUGCGGGGAGUUGAUUGCUCAAUUUUGGUUGUUGAGCGCACUUUCGCCAUUUACUUGUUUUCCCAAUGCGGUGGUCAUCUGGUGUGUGUGUCUGUACUUGAUUAUACACCCCGCGCCGACCUGCGUGAGUAGAGCGGAUUGAGCGAGAGUGAGAACGUGCGAGUGGGGCGGAAGGGGACGUUGUAGAUGUUGAGCCGCCGGAGCAGGCUUGCAGAUGGCCCAUAACUGACCACCAAACUUGUGCUAUAGUUUGUAAUGGAAGGAAUGGCGACUGCGCAGCUUUCCCCUCUCCGCUCCCAAGCGGAUGAAGUGAUUAGUGGGCAUGAUGUGUUGGUUCAUACGCAUGAAUCUGUAAAUAUCUGCCGAAGAUUA